AUGUUUUCGGGCCCGCCUGAUCUCAACUACAGCUUCAACGUGAGCGCCGACCGGGAUUUUAGUACAUCAACGGGCACGGAGAUGCUGUCCCCGACAGGGUUCGUCGUGCUGUCCGUUGCCCUGGGCUUCAUCAUGACUUUUGGCUUCGUAAAUAACUUUGUUGUGCUGCUGCUGUUCUGCAAAUUCAAGACACUGCGAACUCCCGUGAAUAUGCUUUUGUUAAACAUUAGUGUCAGUGACAUGCUGGUGUGCGUGUUUGGCACUACACUCAGUUUUGCGUCCAGCAUCAAGGGAAGGUGGCUGCUCGGUCGCAUUGGCUGCAGUUGGUAUGGCUUCGUCAACUCCUGCUUUGGCAUCGUGUCGCUGAUUUCCUUGGUGAUCCUGUCCUACGACCGCUACAGCACGCUCACCGUGUGCAACAACAACCGUUGGCCCGACUACCGCAAGCCCCUGGUGGCGGUGUGCUGUUCCUGGGUCUACUCCCUCAUCUGGACGGUGCCCCCCCUGCUCGGCUGGAGCAGCUACGACGUAGAGGGCGCCGGGACCAGCUGCUCCGUGUCCUGGAAGGUCCGGACGGCCCAGUCCCACUCCUACAUCAUCUGCCUCUUCAUCUUCUGCCUGGGCCUGCCUAUGCUGCUUAUGGUCUACUGCUACGGCCGGCUGCUCUGGGCUGUCAAACAGGUGGGCAAGCACCGCAGGACGGCGGCACGCCGGAGAGAGUACCGCAUCCUGUUCAUGGUGCUGACCACGGUGGUGUGCUACCUGGUGUGCUGGAUGCCCUACGGCGUGGUGGCCAUGAUGGCCACCUUCGGCCCGGACAACAUCAUCAGCCCGGUGGCCAGUGUGGUUCCCUCGCUGCUGGCCAAGAGCAGCACGGUGAUCAACCCCCUCAUUUACAUCCUGAUGAACAAACAGGUGGGCCGCAAGCUCAGCGCGCGCUUAGCGGGGCGGGGAAGGGUUGGAACCAGCAGCACCGGCCACAGAACGUGA
Messenger RNA from Gadus chalcogrammus (walleye pollock), 990 nucleotides. Its product is annotated as vertebrate ancient opsin-like. Gene Ontology annotation, biological process: visual perception; G protein-coupled receptor signaling pathway. Gene Ontology annotation, cellular component: photoreceptor outer segment; membrane. The record is from RefSeq and is a predicted model, not a curated record. Bases 1 to 990 code for a protein of 329 amino acids. Lineage: Eukaryota; Metazoa; Chordata; Actinopteri; Gadiformes; Gadidae. The transcript is spliced from 4 exons. Gene Ontology annotation, molecular function: G protein-coupled receptor activity.